Molecule: messenger RNA, 3055 nt
Organism: Acanthopagrus latus (yellowfin seabream)
Lineage: Eukaryota; Metazoa; Chordata; Actinopteri; Spariformes; Sparidae
Gene: tm2d2
Product: TM2 domain containing 2
Exons: 4
Coding region: 174-848 (224 amino acids)
Source: RefSeq, a predicted model, not a curated record
AGCCGUUGCGGCGUCUACUCUUUAUAUGUCUAUGGUUGCAACAGCCCCCCCUGCUGACACGCAUUCAGAAACGCAGGAAGAAGAACAUCAACAACUUCCAUUUGGCUGGUGAAAUGAUGCUGCUACUCAUGAUAGGCUUUUACGAGGAUUAAUCCAGCAUUCUGAGGCUGAAAAUGAUCUCACUGAGCUAUAUUCUGUUGUGUGGACAGUUCUUGCUCCUGCUGACGGUGAUUCUGUUACAAUGUCUGGAAGGAAUUCACUCUCAAAAUUCAACGACGACAGAGACUCCUGCUUCUUCUCCUGUCCAGGGAACUACAGCGCUGUCGUUCGGCGAGCAGCCGCCCGAAAACGGCAAAUAUGAAAUACCGAUGAAUUCUACAGAGCAGUAUGAGUACAGACCCCCUUCACCAGUCGUCCUCUGCAGCUAUCUACCGGAGGAGUUCAUCUACUGUCAAGACCCAGUAGAUCAUGCAGGCAACCAUAGCGCCUUUCUGGAGAUGGGCCAUGGUUGUGUUGGGUGGGGUGGCCAGACUCAAAAAGAGGUGAACCACACACCGGUUAUCUGCACUGCACUCGAUGCUAUAGAGUGUGCCGGACCCAGAGAAUUCCUCAGAGGAAAUGUACCCUGUAUCAAAUACUCCGGACAUUACUUCAUCACCACGCUGUUGUACUCCUUCUUCCUGGGUUGUUUUGGGGUCGAUCGUUUCUGCCUGGGCCACACCGGCACAGCUGUCGGGAAGCUGCUCACCUUGGGCGGCCUGGGAAUUUGGUGGUUUGUGGACUUGAUCUUGCUUAUUACUGGCGGCCUGAUGCCCAGUGACUACAGCAACUGGUGCACUUACUACUGAGACUGACAGCAGAGUAUUACUGAGAACUCUGACCUGUUCUCAGUGCUCAAAUCUGGGGAAUGACCUCAGCCUGUAAUGGAUAUGAAUGAUAUCUGUGGCUUGUUCGAAGAGGAUUCCCAGGGACCUCCUGAGGAAAUAAAUUUGUUAUUAUUCUUAUCAAAUUCACUAAGGACUAUAGUUCCCACAACUUACACCAGACCGACAGUGAUGACAUGCUACUUGUUUCUAAGGUCAGUUUUUACAUCUGUAGUUGAAUUUGUAUGGUCAGGACCAAGGAAAAAUGCUCUGGUCAGCUUCAUGUUUACACUUACCUGCACACCUGACAGAGUCGGACACUAGAAUGACAAACAGAGGUCUGUUUGUAAUGGAUAUGUUGGGGGAAUCACUGCACUUAUAUGGUGGCAUGUGUUCGUGUUACCAUGGUUAUCAAACGAUUAGCAGAAAAAGAUUGCAUCCUUGACAGAUGACAAACAGUAGUUGGGUCUAAUAGAAGUCUGGCUCUGGAAUUCUCGCUAAUACAUAUCUACCAUCCGACGAUACGGUAGUUGCUCGUUCUGGCUUUCUCACCGCAAACAGACCUAAACAGACAGAGACCCUCCUAACCCUCUUCACUGCUCUUGGAAGUGGACUCCAGAGUGAUUAAUUUGUCGGAUGACCCUGCACAUGAUCUUGUAAUAACACAUUUGUUUUUGGCAGGAAAAAAAUGGUACAAAGACACCCUUAUUUUGCCCUUUUCUACUUGUUUGUCACCAUAUGUAAUAUUUACUGUCCGGUGUCUGUACCAGUAAUAAUCAUCAGUUAUGUUUUUAUGAACCUCUAAUGACUCCAGAGAAGAACAACAUAGACACAUAGCGCUCAGUGAAGUGCAGCAUGACUGACCUCAGCAUGUAGAAAUACGGGCAUCAUAUGACAUCACCUGUCAGUCGACAUGACUGCUUUAGAGCUGCAACAGUUAGUUGAAUAAUCAAUUAUUCAGUCAGAAGGAAAUUAACCGCCAGCUAUAAUUGAUAGGUGCAAUGAUUUUUCAAACAAAAAGGUCAAACAUUUGUUGGUUCCAACUAUUUUAGAUGUGAAAAUUUGAUGAUUUUAAUUUAUCAUUGGCUGGAUGGACACAAUAAGAAAUUGAAGACAAAGGCAACAAUGUAUCUUUUUUUUGUCAAUUAAGACCACAUCAUCUGAACUACAGGUGUGAAAGUGACCAGAAAUCCUUUAGAACAAGUCUGAAGCACAUCACUUUGGGAAUGAUAUGAUACAGCCGAGUUGACAGUCACUGCUCACAUACAUAGUUCAUUCUACCAAGAAUCCUCUGUUCCAGUUACAAAUUCUGAACAAAUUGAAAAUAUUCUACAAUUUCCUGAGUGCAGCAUUCUACACAGAAUUAUCAUCAUAGCUUUCCCUCUUCAAAUUACCAGGAAAAGUUUGAACCUUAAGUGGCUUCAUCUGCUAGAGGUGAUGUGACAUCUCUGUUUUAUUGCUGUUUGAAUGUCUUCUGACAGUUCUUGGAUCGAUCAACUUUAUAGUUUCAAGCAAGUGGGACCACAAAACUCAAGGUGGUCUGUGUUCACAUAAUUCAUGUUAAACAUGUUGAUAAUUAAAUCGUUUUCAGUAUUGACUCAAAGAAGGUUUUGAGCUGGGGAAAGCAGUAAUUUCCAUUGUCUCAAGAAUUUGCAUCCUUGCUGUGUUGAAGCAUUUUUCUGCUCUGCAUUCAAGUGUAAGUCUGACUCUGCUCAGAUGUCUUGACCUAAAACAAAUUUUCAUCCUCAUUGGCUUUCAACAGCUAUGCUCAGGUCUCACAUAAAAUAUUUAAAUCUCAUCUUCCACUUUGUUAAAUUUCUCAUCUUUACCUGAACUGAAGAUUCAUGUGCUAUUUAAUAUAUAGAGCAGGUUUGAUUAUGUAAGGAUCAAUAAAAUCCUUUCAGGUCAUAAAAAGUUGAGGAAGACAUGAUGGUUAAUAUCUUGACUCUUCUCAUCCAGCAGCAGCAAAAUAUUUUCAGCUGGCUUGAUGUCUUUUAAAGGGGGAAGCAUUAAGGCACUGCAUUACAUAUGGCACAUUUUCAUGUAAUUCACGAUAUGGCCAUUUAUAUGGCAAUAUAUGAUACUAUUUAUUUAUGUUCUUGUGUGUUGAGUCAUUCCUCAGUCCAAUGUUGAGUUUACAGUUUUUCCCUUUCUAAAUACAAAUAAAUUUAAAAAACUCAAAAGGAAACCCA